Messenger RNA from Pyrus x bretschneideri (Chinese white pear), 2429 nucleotides. RefSeq names its product F-box/kelch-repeat protein At3g06240. The record is from RefSeq and is a predicted model, not a curated record. Gene Ontology annotation, molecular function: protein binding. The transcript is spliced from 3 exons. Lineage: Eukaryota; Viridiplantae; Streptophyta; Magnoliopsida; Rosales; Rosaceae. The coding region runs from base 1155 to 2291 and encodes 378 amino acids.
ACUCCGUUUUCUCUCUGAAGUUCUGAACUCCCACGCCCGUCUGUCCCUCUCACUCUCUCAAAGCUCUGGCCUCUAAACCCCUACCCCCCGCCCUCCCUCUGUCUCUUUCAUAUCUUCCUCUCUCUCGGGCCCUGGCGCUUGAUUCUCUUUCGCUCAAGGUUUUCUGCUGGUCAUAGGCGGCCAUUGAGUUUCAGUUUAGGCGCUGAUUGAUGGUAUCUAUUAGUUCUGCAAUCUGACAUGGAAGUCCCAUUCUCCUAGACCCAGUGCGGAGGAUAAAUACCUACCGUUGGAUUAAAGAUAUUAGGGUGGGUGACCACAAUUUCCUUAAUCUGAUAACAGGUAGUCAUUUAACUUUUUGUUGUUGUACUUUAUCCUCCGCCGUUGUAUUAAGAUUGAACGGUGAGUGGCCACAGUUUCCUUGUACCCUGGCCCUGGGGUCUAGGAGACAGUGGACAUAGCUCUACCUGUCCACCCGAACAUAAGCUGCAUAGUCUUGCUUAGACGAUUAGUAACGUGUGCAGACCUGUGCAUAGUUAUUGGCUUUCGUUCUUCAAUUCCUUUUUUAGGAGGGGCACUGGGAUAUGUUUUUAGGUAAACCUAGAAACCUUAAAGCUGUGUUAGUUGCUAAUAUAUGCCGGUUCAUUAUGGAAUAUUAUAGCGAUUAGCUUCGGCCAGAGGAUUUUGCUGUAUGCUUAUUUUCUAUCUAAUUCCCAUUCAUCUUUAAUGACAAUUAAUUUGAGUGGUUUAGUAUGUUGAUGUUUUGCCCAGCAAAAGCUUUUACUUUUGUAAUCUGGCUAUAGAAGCUUUCAAGAUCUCUGUCACUAUGUAAGGUUUUUAGUAUUCAUGGUUGUGCUUUCGUGUGGAUUAAAAAUCGUAUGAUGUGCUAUGUGGAAUAUGUAUAAAUGCAUUGUAUUGAUUUAUUUCUCGUAACUGGGGCUUGCUUGAGUAUAUUUUGAUUGCUUCGAAUUUUGUUCUUUUAAUGUCUGUAGUCUCUCAGGAGCUCCAUCUACCUACUUUCUUAGGAUUUUUUUUUCUUUCUUUUGUUUUUUCAGGUUUAUGGGUUAAGGUUAGAGUUUGUACUUGUGCUGAAAGCAGUUAAACACAGUUUUCCUUUUGCUAGAUACUGAAGGUGAAAGAAAAUUAAAGAUCAGUUGAUGGAAAACCCUAAUUUCCCAACUGAUAUCAUGCUCGACAUUCUUUCAAGGCUACCAGUGAAGUCAUUGUGCCGCUUCAGGUGUGUAUCAAAGUCAUGGCGUUCUCUAGUCACCGACCCUGAUUUUGUUAAAAUUCACCUUAACAAAGCUUUUGAGAAUGUGGAGAUUUUCCAUCAAAGGCGAAGGCUUAUGUUUAGUGAUGGGUCACAUAGGUCACUCUACUCCUUGGACCUCGAUGAGUUUCUCAACCAUAACAAUGCAGUUCAUAAUUAUCUUGAUGAAAAAGAGAAUGACAAUGAUAUUAAUACCAACGAUGAUGAUGAUGAAGCAGUGGCUACUGAGCUCGACUACAUUUAUAGUGAAAUCCCAAAUAAUUGGGUUUUCAUGGUGUUACACUGCAAUGGUUUGUUGCUGUGCCAGUUAUAUAACUGGGAGUUGUAUCUGGUUAACCCAGCAACAAGGAAAUCGAAGAAACUACCAGAUAUUCCAUCUUCUAGCAUUGCGUAUUAUUAUUUUGAUCUCUUUGGUCUUGGAUUUGAUCACUCCACUGAUGAUUACAAGGUGGUUGAUUUGCGAUACUUGAAGGGUGGAAUUAUGUUUAUGGUGUACACGCUGAAAACUGGUUCUUGGCGGGAGAUUCAAAGGCAAUAUCCUUACAAAUCUGAUCUCAUGUUACAUGGGAUCCUGGUCAGUGGAGGCCUUCAUUGGCUGGUGAACAGAGUUCGAGGUUCAUCAGUGAUUAUAUCUUUUGAUUUAGCAGAGGAGCAUGUUCAAGAAAUCCCAUUGCCAUGUGAUUUGGUUGACGCUAAAGGUUAUAUUGUCGGAGUAUUUAGACAGAUGCUGUGCAUAACACGUUGUGAUGGGCAAACACACAAUGAGUUUUGGAUCAUGAAAGAAUAUGGAGUGAGGGAGUCUUGGACUAAAGUAAGAAUCUCCAUGCCAUAUUCUUUGUUGUUACAUUCAGGUUUCGAGAGGAAAAAUCAUGAUCUUUUGGUGUUCAAGGACCGGUUGUUUAUGCACAAUUUUAACGGUGAAAGAUUUCGGAAAUUAUCAGUGUCCGGAUUCCCCAUAGUUACUGAAGUUGGGAUCUACCUGGAGAGCCUUGUUUCGCCGAAUUCUUGUAGAGGAGGAUGUUAGAACUUAGAAGAUGAACUCACUCCAUUAGUCCAUAUCACUUUCAUGUAUGUAUCUAUUUGAGUACUUUCUCUCUCUCGCCAAUUGUUUUUGUAAUUUCCCUUUGAGAUUCUUCCAUGUUUAUUAAACGACUCCAUAGUA